Entrophospora sp. SA101 is the source of this 1221-nucleotide messenger RNA. NCBI's taxonomy places the organism in Eukaryota, Fungi, Glomeromycota, Glomeromycetes, Entrophosporales, Entrophosporaceae. The record is from the annotation of a GenBank genome assembly.
AUGGAUUAUUCAAUGUAUUCUGCUGAUUCAUUACCAUCUCUACCUUUACCACCAAAUACAUUCACCUCUACUUCUACUUUAAACAGAUAUCCACAUCAUCAUCAAAAUUAUAAUCAUUAUCAAUAUAAUCAAUAUAAUCAAAGUAGUCAGCAACAAAAACAAAAUAUCAAUCAUGUGAUCUUCUCUUCAACCACUACAAAUAAUAACAAUAAUAAAAUAUCAAAAAAAUCUUCUAAUCUUUCAAAGAUAUUAAGUAAUGAUGAUGACGAUUAUGGUAAAGAUAGGCGACAACCGUUUCACAAGAUCAACACCAAAAGGUUUAAAUGUGAUGAAGAUUUUGAAAGAAUUGAUGAUGAUGAUGUUCUUAGAGAUACUAAUGGUAAUCCAUGUUGUCAGGAUAGUGGAGUCACAUACAUGUCAUCGAUAGAUAUUAAUAAUAAUAACAACAGUACGGAAAGCUCACCAUCAAAAAGUUCUCCGAUUACGUUAAACGAUAGUAGUAAUGACGACACUCAAAAUAACAACACCUUUAGUGAACAAUUACCUCAACAACAAAUCUUACGUCAAAAUAAAGGUUUGAGACAUUUUAGUAAACAAGUAUGUGAUAAAGUAGAAUUGAAAGGUGUUACCACUUAUAACGAGGUUGCUGAUGAACUUGCAGAAGAUUUUGCUGCUCAAAUGCAAGAUAUUGUAGAUCAAAAGAAUAUAAGACGUCGUGUAUAUGAUGCAUUAAACGUAUUAAUGGCAAUGGACAUUAUAGCUAAAGAUAAAAAAGAAAUUAGACAAAAAUUUGAACUUCAAGAGUUGGAGCGACAAAAUCGAAAUUUAAGCAAGCAGGUUAAUGAUGCCAAAAUUGCUUUUCAAAACAAAAUUGCUCAACACCUUCACAUCUGUAAUCUUGUGAAGAGAAAUAAGUUAAACAGUUAUCAAUAUCAAUCCAAUAACGGUAAAUCAAAAAUAUAUUUUCCAUUCAAGCUUAUACGUUGUCCGCAAGGAACACAAAUUGAUAUUCAGAGUGGACAGGAUGGGUUUCUUACAUUUUAUCCAAAUAAACCAACAAUACUUAAUGAUGUUGACAUCCUACAAUGUAUUGGAAUGGAUAAAAUUUCUCACGAUGAUAUGCAGAGUUGGAUUAAUCCUGAACAUUUAAAAUGGGUCAUCGCAAAACAAGCUGUCGAUGGUGAUUAUCAAUCUAUAUUUACUAUAACGAUAGAAAGGUAG